Molecule: messenger RNA, 1745 nt
Organism: Leptomonas pyrrhocoris
Lineage: Eukaryota; Euglenozoa; Kinetoplastea; Trypanosomatida; Trypanosomatidae
Exons: 1
Coding region: 330-1745 (471 amino acids)
Source: RefSeq, a predicted model, not a curated record
AGCUGCCGUACAACUUCCGAGACCCCUUGGCUGCUGCGCCGGAGCGUUCAGUGGUACGCAUAUCUUCUUUUUCCUUUGAAUGUGUAUUCCGCUUUCAUCAUUGGCUCUUGUCAGCUUUCGUUGUUCUGCUUCCGCUCUGUUGAUUCACCUCCUUUUUUUUCUUUCUCCUUCGAUUCCAGCUACCAUCCGAAACUUAUUUUUCUGCUCUACGGAAAACGACGCGACGCCGUAAACGUCGCCUCACUCGACUCUUUCCUCCCGUAGGUCAGCGUCCGCACUAGCGGGCACCCACACACAAGCGGCCGUCUUGGUCCUCCCCACAGCGUCCGAUGUGGCAGGGCAACGAGGCCAUCGCCGACAACCUCUCGCAGGAGUUUCGCGCCAUGUCGUCUGAGCGCGAUCGCAGGCUCGGCAUGGGACGGGGAAAAGCGUACAGCCCUUCAAACCCGACUCCCUAUUAUGAAGACGGCAGACGCGCGAAGAGCCCGCCGCUGCGGUACGGCUCCCUAGACCGCGGCCAGCGCGCCUCGUACGAGGGCUACCGGCCUACUCGGCGCUACUCCCAAAACGACGACUCUUUCCGCCGAGGAGGACAAAGCGGGGCGGCAGCAAACUGCUCGCCACCGACUUUAUCGCGCGGUGAGGGGAGCCGGCGGCGUGGCAGCGGCCCUGCACGUGGCCGUUACGACCGGCCUACGCGCGCGCGCGGUCGAGCAGCAGCUUCAAACAAAAAUGAUGGUCGCGGCCGAAGCGCGGGUAGGUAUCGCCGGAACGGCGACCAUGGUGGCUCUGAGGACGACUCCUACUCCUACUCCUACUCUUCCUCAUACUCCACCAGCAGCGGGUCGGGCAGCGACGUCUCCGCUGUGAGCAGCGGACGCAGCGAUGAGCUGUAUAACCCUCGCGGACGUGCCAAGCAGGGCAGAGGAGCCCCGUCACGCUCACCCGGCAGGAACGACGGGCGGCCCCUGCGUCCGGUGCGCUACACGCCAACCGGGCCGACGGGUGCGGUGCGUGCCACAAACCCGGAAGCUGCGGUGUGCUGGGUCGGCGACGGGCGAGGCAGCUCUAACGAUAACACCACACGGCGACUCGCGGAAGGUGGUGGCGGAGCGGCCUCGCAGCAGGCGGCGGUGGCGCCGCCGAUGCCGGCGCUUCAGCCGAGCGGUUUGCUGCGCCGCCUCAUCGAGUCCGUGGCGUACUACCGAGGUGUGGAGAUGCCACCGAUGAUUCCCUCCGAGGUCACGCUGGCCUUUGAUGAGUACGUGUCGCGCGGAUCGACAAUGCUGAAGUUCAUCCCGCACGGCCCGCCGCACUCGCGUUACUUCACCAUCCGCUUCCUCGACGUCGCGCCUGGUCGGCGCCGGCACGACCCGGCGGGUAACCUGCGGGAAAUCGCGGUGCCCCACGCGGUGCUGGCGUGGUACAGGAACACGUCGAGCCGCCACAUGAUUCGCUUUCUGCCGCUGCACGACCUUUUGGAGGUGAAGGCGGACGGCGCCGAUCACCCGUACGUGCGGCGGCGCACGGUGCAGCCCGGACUGCUGCGUGGCCCUCGCACCGGGCUGUCCACCAACUACGUGUACGCGGACUACGUUCUGCAGUUCCGCUUUCGGUCUCGCCUCUCGUGCGGGGCGGAGACGUUGGCGCUCAAGACGGCGAACCGCACCCAGCACCUUGCGUGGUUGGUUGUGGGGUCGUUUGUCAGUCAGAUCGGCGGCGGAGGAGCGAACCAACUCCACUGA